This is a messenger RNA of Cricetulus griseus (Chinese hamster), 3898 nucleotides long. The record is from RefSeq and is a predicted model, not a curated record. NCBI's taxonomy places the organism in Eukaryota, Metazoa, Chordata, Mammalia, Rodentia, Cricetidae.
AUCUCACAGUGGCUCUGGCUAGCCUGGAACUUCCCUGUGUAGACCAGAGUGUCCUCAAAUUCAUAGAGAUCCUUUUGCCUCUGCUUUACAAGUGAUCAAAGGUGUUUGCUGCCAUGCCUGCCUCCUCGAGUGUCUCAGGUAACUGAUGGCCAUGCAAGAAAAAUAUCCAAAUGACAGAUCUUCUCAUGCUACUUCACCAGGUUCCAAUGUGAUUCAAAAAGGCAGUUCUCUGGGGACUGAAUGGCAGACACCAGUUAUCUCGGAGGCCUUUCGGAGCCGCUUCAGCCGUUGCUCAAGCAUAGCUGACAGUGGGGACACAGCCAUUGGAACAUCAUGCUCAGACAUUGCAGAGGAUUUUUGCAGCUCAAGCGGCAGCCCUUCUUUUCAGCCAAUCAAAAGCCACAUAACCAUUCCAACAGCCCAUGUGAUGCCUUCUACUUUGGGGGCCUCUCCUGCCAAACCAAAUUCUACACCUUCUGGGCCUUCUUCCUCUAAACUCCCCUUGUCGGGGUUGGCUGAAGGUGUGGGGAUGACAAGGAAUGGAGACUUCGGUGCAGUGAAACGUUCCCCAGGCCUAUCAAGAGAUUUCAUGUAUCUCCCUAGUGCUCCUGGAGAAAAUGGGAUUCAGCAGUCCUGGUUUCCAGCAGUCGGCCAUGAACGAGAGGGAGAGAUGAGGAAGUUUGAUAUUCCUAGCAUGGAGUCGACCCUUAACCAGCCAGCCAUGGUAGAGACAUUAUAUUCAGAUCCACAUUACCGAGUCCACUUUCCCACCCCAAGAUCUGAUGCAAAUAAGGAUGUAUACAAAGUAUUGCCAGAAUCCAAGAAGGCACCAGGCAGUGGUGCAGUCUUUGAACGGAAUGGACCACAUGCCAGCAACAGUGGAGUGCUUCCUUUGGGACUCCAGCCUGCUCCUGGGCUUUCCAAGUCACUGUCCUCUCAGGUGUGGCAACCAAGUCCUGACCCUUGGCAUCCUGGAGAACAGUCUUGUGAACUCAGUACUUGUCGACAGCAGUUGGAACUAAUUCGUUUACAGAUGGAACAAAUGCAGCUUCAAAAUGGAGCCGUCUGUCACCAUCCUGCUGCUUUUGCUCCUUUACUGCCUACCUUAGAGCCAGCACAGUGGCUCAGCAUCUUGAACAGUAAUGAACAUCUUCUGAAGGAAAAGGAGCUCCUCAUUGACAAGCAGAGGAAACAUAUCUCUCAGUUGGAGCAGAAAGUUCGAGAGAGUGAACUACAAGUGCAUAGUGCCCUUUUGGGCCGUCCUGCCCCCUUUGGGGAUGUCUGCUUAUUGAGGCUACAGGAGCUGCAGCGUGAGAACACUUUCUUACGGGCACAGUUUGCACAGAAGACAGAAGCCUUGAGCAAAGAAAAGAUGGAGCUUGAAAAGAAACUCUCUGCUUCAGAAGUUGAAAUCCAGCUCAUCAGAGAGUCUCUCAAAGUGACACUACAGAAGCAUUCGGAGGAGGGGAAGAAGCAGGAAGAAAGGGUCAAAGGUCGUGAUAAACAUAUCAAUAAUUUGAAAAAGAAAUGUCAGAAGGAAGCAGAGCAGAACCGGGAGAAGCAGCAGCGUAUUGAAACCUUGGAACGAUACCUAGCUGACCUGCCCACCCUUGAAGAUCAUCAGAAGCAGACCGAGCAGCUUAAGGAUGCUGAGUUGAAGAACACAGAACUGCAGGAGAGAGUGGCUGAGCUGGAGACUUUGGUGGAGGACACCCAGGCAACCUGCAGAGAGAAGGAGGUUCAGCUGGAAAGCCUGAGACAAAAAGAAGCAGAAUUCUUCUCUGCUAGACAUAGCUUGCAAGAUAAACAGUCUGUGGAGGACACCAAUGGAGAAGGUCUCGAAGUGGAAACAGAAUCCCAGCAGAAGGAAUGCGAUUCCCUCCGAAAGAUCGUGGAGCGGCAACAGCUGAAGAUAGAGCAGCUGCACUCUCAAGUCCAGAGCCUAAAGCAAGAACUGGCUCAAGAAGAAGGAAUAAGCCAGGCUUUGAAAGAGGAGGCUCAGCGGAGGGAGACCGCCCUGCAGCAGAUGCGCACAGCUGUGAAGGAGCUCUCAGUGCAAAAUCAGGACCUGAUUGAGAAGAAUCUGACGCUGCAAGAGCACUUGCGCCAGGCCCAACCAGGGUCCACAUCUUCACCAGACACAGCCCAACUGGCAUAUGAGCUGCACCAGGAAUUGGCCAUUUGCCUUCAAGAUCUGCAAGCUGUCUGCAGCAUUGUGACCCAGAGGGCCCAGGGCCACAACCCUAACCUCUCUCUGCUCCUAGGCAUUCAUUCCACCCAGCACCCAGGGACUCAGCUAGAUUUGCAGAAGCCAGAUGUGGUCAGAAGAAAACUAGAAGAGGUUCAACAGCUGCGUCACGAUAUUGAAGACUUAAGGACCAGCCUAUCAGACAGAUAUGCCCAGGACAUGGGAGAAAACUGUGCCACACAGUGAGGAGGGCCAGAGAGGACCUGGCUGUUACUAGCCUCACCAGAGGUUCCUCCCCUGACAAUCCUGCCUUCUGCUGCAGCACCCAGAGGGGAGACCCUGUAUCUGGGGCCAGGGUUGAUGUGAGAAGCCUGCCUGUUGUGCUAUACACUGGCUUUGCCUUAUUACUGGGUUAUGUUUUACCUGUUUUCUUACUCUCAAAGGCUGAGUUACUAAUUAACCUUUUUGUAGAUGGAACUGAUAAGGUCCUCACAAACUGUUCCCAGCCCUAACCUGACAUCAGAAGCAAAGAGGCUGCUCAACUCCCCACUUCAUCCUCCAUGAAGGCCCAUGUUCAUUCCUACUCUAUACCUUGGUCCUACUGAUGCUCUAUUACCAAAGGCCUAAAGGUUAAGUAGGAGUAACACCUUUUAAAAAACUCAGGCCCCGUGUACCAGCCUUCCUGGGAACUCAGCUGGCUUUCUGGGUUUUCUCAGGUAACCUGCUUCCUCAGGGCUGUUCCCACAGAGGCCUCAGGGUUAUCUCCCCCUUAGCAAAGUCCCCACUAGGAUUGCUGGCUUGGGGCCUACAGCAGGGCUCCUCAGCCUGCCUGCUGUUGUGUUACAGGAAACUCUUGGCCACCGCAUGUCCCAUGGAGCCCUGACAUGUGGUCAGCAUAGCCUUUCUCCUUGGCUUGGGCCUUCCAGGUAGCCCCAUUUGGGGUGCCUGAGUGCAGACUUCUCUGUGAUUGCCCUGUGGUUCCUUGGUUGGACAGUUUCCCCCAGAAGACCACAGGGCAACUGUCAAGCUGCUCACCCCUUCCCAAGGCUGGGGCUGUAACCAGCCCUCUGAUUCGUGCCUCUUGUUUGGGAUUGGGGGGCUUUCCUUUCCCCUCUCUGACCUUGAAAGUUAGAGCUCCUAGUGAGGGUCAGCUCUAAGAUAAGUGUUCAGUGUUUCCUGGUGGUUUGUGUUUCGCUAGGGCCUUUGGACCCUUGGCUUUAUGGGUUUUCUUGCCUCCUGAUUUAGGGAUGGUCUUAGUUUUAUCUGGUUGUUGGGCCAGUCCUCAACCUCCUUUGGUUUGGAGCUAGGGGCCCUGUAUGUAUGAGGAGCAUAGUUUGGGAGAUGCAGAGGCAGCCAAGAUGGGACUUUGGCUAAGCCUCUGAGCUGUUAAAAGUAUCCUGGACCUCCUGGGGGGCCUGAGUGGCCUUCUUUUCAAGUGUUUUCAUUCAUACGUUUGUAUUUUAUUUAUGGGUGGUUUACCUUUCAGAGCAGCCACACCUGGCUGCCUAUCCCCUCAGCCUCUGGGAUCCUGCCUCCUAAAACCAGAGAGCUGCCUGUUUGGAGUCCACCCUAUGUCACUGGGAGCCCAGCCUCCAUGCUCACGGGUAUUUUUUUCUUCAUAAAGUUUAUAAAGUUAUUUAUAUGAAUCUUUGUUAUGUCGACUGGUUUGUAUUGCCUAUUUUGAUUACAGAAUAAAACAUUUUAACAGAU